CUUGUCAUCUUGUGCCGGCGCUGUGCCGGCUUGUGCGUGCGUUCGUGCCUUGGUGCCUAGAGCGACGGACACGUAGGCCACCGAGUCAACGGCGGCAUGGAGGCGGCCGGGGACGGCGCCGGUGCCCAUCGCGGCCUCGUCUGCGUGACGGGCGGCAGCGGAUUCAUCGGCUCCUGGCUCGUCCGCCUCCUCCUCGACCGCGGCUACGCCGUCCACGCCACCGUCAAGAACCUCCAGGAUGAGGGCGAGACGAAGCACCUGCAGGCCCUGGAUGGCGCCGGCACGCGGCUCCGGCUGUUCCAGAUGGACCUCCUCGACCCUGCCUCCAUACGGCCCGCGGUCGAGGGCGCCCGCGGCGUCUUCCACCUGGCGUCCCCUGUGAUACUGCGGACAGAAGAUCCCGAGAAGGAGCUGCUGGAACCUGCGCUGAAGGGCACACUCGACGUCCUCCGUGCCGCAAAAGACUGUGGUGUCGGCCGUGUUGUUCUGAUGUCGUCAAAGGCGGCCAUACUGCCGAAUCCUAACUGGCCUGCGGGUAAGAUCACAGAGGAUGACUGCUGGGCCGACGUUGAGCUCCUCAAGAAACUUCAGCUCUGGUACAACGUCUCUAAAACACUGGCAGAGAAGGCUGCAUGGGAAUUCGCCGUAGAGGAGGGGCUGCAGCUGGUUGUUCUCAAUCCAGGGAUGGUGCUGGGACCAUUUUUUACACCAUCAGUUAACGCCAGUAUCAAUGUGCUGCUGCAGCUUCUGGGAGGCCAGAGGCUGGAGUUGGACUUCUACGCGGGGUGCGUUGAUGUCAGAGAUGUGGCGCUGUCACUGAUAGUGUUGUAUGAGAACCCAUCUGCACAGGGACGCCACCUAUGUCUGGAGUCUAUGGAACCCUGGGUUGACUUCACCAAUAAAAUUGCUGAUCUUUUCUCUGAAUUUCCAGUUCACAGAAUCAAGGAGGACAAACAUGGCUGGGUGGUCAGGGCAAAGGACCACUCCGGCUCCAAGAAGUUGAUCGAUUUGGGUGUUCUUUUCACUCCAUUUGAGACCACCAUCAGGGAUACUGUGGAUUGCUUUAGAAGCAAAGACCUCAUCUAGCCUGUGAACAUGUUUUAUUGUAUGCUUGGUUCAGACUUCAGAGAACUGUUGUACGACAGUUUCCCAGCCCAAACAUGAUAAAUGGCAGAAUGCAUAGACAUGUCUUCCUGGUUAAUACUCGAUAA
This is a messenger RNA of Phragmites australis (common reed), 1211 nucleotides long. RefSeq names its product phenylacetaldehyde reductase-like. The record is from RefSeq and is a predicted model, not a curated record. The coding region runs from base 97 to 1086 and encodes 329 amino acids. The transcript has 6 exons. Gene Ontology annotation, molecular function: oxidoreductase activity, acting on the CH-OH group of donors, NAD or NADP as acceptor. NCBI's taxonomy places the organism in Eukaryota, Viridiplantae, Streptophyta, Magnoliopsida, Poales, Poaceae.